UUUUCAAAAUCCACUCCUGCUUAAUAAAGUCACGGCGGACGAGAGAGUGAAUUGUCCAUUUCAAGUGUAAAACCACCACGAGCCUGGAGAAGCAAGAUGAAAUUUCCAAGUGAAAACCCAAGAAAACCAAGGACCAGCCCUUCACCAGUGGCAGUUCAGACCAACCUGGUCCCGCCCAAGAAGAUGCAGCCCGGUAUGCUGCAGUCCAGUCUUGUGCACGCCAGCGUCGCCACCAUGCAGAACCCCAUGGGGUGCACCCUGCCCCGGGUCUCUCGGCCCAGCAGCGUGGUGGCCAGCAUGGAGGCUGAUGGCUCAGCUCUUUUCACCAUGAUGAAACUGAAGACGGUGUUGGCGGUGUUUGUCGUGGUGGUGGUCUACCUGGUGGCGGGUGGGCUGGUGUUUCGGGCUCUGGAGCAGCCAUUUGAAAACAACCAGAAGAUCACCAUCACCGCUGAGAAGGCAGCGUUCCUGCAAAAACACACGUGUGUGUACGCGGACGAGCUGGAGGUGAUCAUCAAACACUCUGUUGAAGCUGUGAACGCUGGUGUCAGUCCCGUUGGAGAUACCUCUUACAAUUCCAGCCACUGGGAUCUGGGUAGUGCCUUCUUCUUUGCUGGGACAGUCAUUACAACCAUUGGUUAUGGUAACAUUGCCCCGAGCACGAAGGGGGGAAAGAUUUUCUGCAUUUUGUAUGCAAUAUUCGGCAUCCCACUGUUUGGAUUCCUGUUGGCAGGGGUUGGAGACCAGCUAGGUACCAUAUUUGUCAAAAGUAUUGCCAAAGUGGAGAAAAUGUUCCGGAACAAACACAACCAGAUCAGUCAGACUAAAAUCAGAGUGGCAUCGACUCUCCUCUUCAUCUUGGCGGGCUGCAUUCUGUUUGUGACCAUCCCAGCUGUGAUCUUCAAGUACAUCGAAGGUUGGACAGCGUUGGAGUCUACAUAUUUUGUCGUCAUCACCUUGACAACUGUUGGAAUAGGAGACUAUGUGGCAGGUGGAAACCGCAGAAUUGCAUACCGCAAAUGGUACAGACCACUUGUGUGGUUCUGGAUCCUGGGUGGUCUGGCGUAUUUUGCGGCUGUGUUAAAUAUGAUUGGCGACUGGUUGAGGGUGCUUUCCAAAAAGACCAAAGAAGAGGUUGUGGAAAUCAAAGCCCAUGCAGCAGAGUGGAAAGCUAACGUGCGAGCAGAGCUUAGAGAAACGAGACGGCGAAUGAGCGUGGAGGCCAGCGACAAGCUCCAAAGAGCAGCCACCAUUCGCAGUAUGGAAAGACGACAACUGGGCCUGGAUCAGCGCGCCCUUUCUCUGGACGUGCUUUCUCCAGAACGCCGGGCCAUCUUCAAUAGCCUGGAUACCAACAACUACAAAACCUCCUCUCAGGAAAGCAUCGAGGCAAAGUUGAACAAUUUCCGGCAAAGAGGAGCCGAGACUUGUGACCGGCAAUCCAACCACGAAUCCGAGGACGACAUUUCUAACCGCUUGGGCUCCGUCCCCAAACCGGCCAAACGAAACAGGAAUCGGGACCUGAGAAAGAACAUCCCUGAAGACGCUCUCCGUCCUCGCAGUGAAGCCUACGGUUGGAGCACGCCCACGUUCGACUGCAGCACGCUCGCUAUGGACGACGGUAAGAGGAAGGAAGAGGAUCCGAAAGAGAACGAAGACAAAGAGUGCAACACCAGUCUGUCAGACUUUCCGUUGUUUGUAGAUGUUCGAAACGUACAAGCCUGCAAGUCGCACAACGGGUUGUUCCUUGAACCAAACGGAGGGGAAAAACUUGAAAUGCAAGAGCUGCAUCAUGAGAUGGGCCCAUAGUUGUUUUUACAUCGACACCACAUGUUUGAAAUCCCACCAUUCGUGCCUUAAGUUGUCCUUUCUCCAGUGUGUGUUGAGACUUUGUCUCCUUGUGUACCUUAGGUUCAACAUUACUCCCCUUACUCCACAGAAGUGAUGGACGUACAGUACAGUGGUAUCUCGGCUUGCCAGUGUAAUUACCUUCGCCAGGAGGUUAGGAUGAGCUUACUGAGCCUGAAUCCCUUAUUAAUGGACAGCAAAAUGAAUGAAUCAUAGUUUUGAAAAAGAAAAAAAAAACACUUGCGUCAAGUUGCGUUCCAUUGCUAUGUGUUUUCUGGUCACCUUCUCCCGGGCAGAAGGGCGACACGGCAGUGCGGCUGGAUCAAAAGAGGCGUCGGAGAGGCUUUACUGAACUAAAAGUUGCUUUAUUACAAGCGAGCGUCAUUAUACAGGACUGCAGUUCCUGGAGGAGGUCAAGUCAAAAAUGAGGCACUCCUAACUUGGAGAAACCAAACCAUCAGUUUUAUAUUCCUCCUUCCUGUCUUUGGGUGUGAGCUAAGUCAGGACUAUAAAAGGAAAUGUUAAUUA
This is a messenger RNA of Nerophis ophidion (straightnose pipefish), 2376 nucleotides long. RefSeq names its product potassium channel, subfamily K, member 10a (gene kcnk10a). The record is from RefSeq and is a predicted model, not a curated record. Bases 97 to 1809 code for a protein of 570 amino acids. Gene Ontology annotation, cellular component: membrane. The transcript is spliced from 7 exons. NCBI's taxonomy places the organism in Eukaryota, Metazoa, Chordata, Actinopteri, Syngnathiformes, Syngnathidae. Gene Ontology annotation, biological process: potassium ion transmembrane transport; stabilization of membrane potential. Gene Ontology annotation, molecular function: potassium ion leak channel activity.